UCGCAAUGAUGAGCGUGAAGUCACCCGGUUUCACGCACCGCCCGCGGGGAGGGUCUCUGCGCGGUGACGUCUCCAAAAAGCGGGCCGGACUCGGUCGGAACUCAGACGAUGGGGGGGUCACACGGCGGUGCGGUGGAUGUGGACGUUAUUGUGGAGCGCUGCUGGCACAGCCCGAGGAGCGCGCCCUGCUAGUUCGGCUGAGGGGGACGGUGCGCAGCAUGGGUGCCGGGGACUACGUCUGCGUGACCCUGCGUGGUGGCGCACCGUGGGGCUUCACCCUAAGAGAGGGAGAGGGAGAGGGGGACAUUUACAGACCUUUACUUGCUUCCCAGGUGGAAGAUGGCAGUCGCGCCUGCCUGGCUGGAGUCCAUGAGGGUGAUGAGGUGGUGUCGAUCAACGGGGAGUCCUGCGCUGAUCUCACCCUGUGCCGAGCUUUAGCACUCCUCGAAACCUCCGUUAGCAGUCUGCAGUUGCUUCUCAAAAGAUCCAACUUCAUCCCAUCUGAAGACUGCGUGUCAGAAGGGACGCACCUUGGUGAAAGGGUCUCCUCAGGCGAGAAUUUAAAAAGCACCACCCUCCACAUAAUUUCCCCAAACUCUAAAAUCCCAACCAACACAGAGGAUCCCCACAGAAGUAACCUAUCAGAUGAUCUGGGAGGCCAUGAGCUGUUUUUUAAGCACAACAGCGAGGAAGUACGGCGGUGCUUCUCCCCUGGAGAAUUCGUGGAGCUUCAGGUGUCCCUGUCUGAGCAAACCUUGGACGAUGGGGGCUGCACCUCUCUUGGGAGUGCUCGGGGGAUUGAGGGGGACUUUUCAGCCAUUGAAACAGCUCACACCCCACCACCACACCCUGUGUCAUGCCCCAAUAAGAGAGCCGCUCGGACAGCACGGCGUGGUGAUCAGCGCCGCCCCGGUGGAGGUCCCUGUGCAGCCACCAGAAGAAUCAGGAACAGGGAGGGGAGCUCUGAGUGUGGGUGGCCCCACGGUCACUGAAGACGUUGGGUCGCAAAGUCAAGAGAAGCAAAAAGGAGGACUCUGCCAGCCUGUUCCUGCAUCUUUCACCAUCUCGUUCGAAAUUCCAUCGGACGAGACCGCUUUGGCAGAACAGCAC
Messenger RNA from Fundulus heteroclitus (mummichog), 1110 nucleotides. Its product is annotated as synaptopodin-2. Gene Ontology annotation, cellular component: Z disc; actin cytoskeleton; nucleus. Gene Ontology annotation, biological process: positive regulation of actin filament bundle assembly. The coding region runs from base 6 to 992 and encodes 328 amino acids. Gene Ontology annotation, molecular function: actin binding. Lineage: Eukaryota; Metazoa; Chordata; Actinopteri; Cyprinodontiformes; Fundulidae. The transcript is spliced from 3 exons. The record is from RefSeq and is a predicted model, not a curated record.